UUGCGAAAAAUACAUAAUGAGAAAAGCUAGUAAAGGCGUUAUUGUUUGUUUAAUCGUUUUAUUAACUUCAUCACUGUCAAUGUCAACUAAUUGAAUAUGAUUCUUAUAAGUGUAAUUAAUUUAGUGUCUCUUAGGUAAAAGCAAAUAUGAUACAUUCACCAUCAGGUAAUAUGGACUCUCGAGAGCUGUCCAGUUUUCUGGUCACAAAACACUCAUGGAGAGGAAACUACAAACGGAUAUUAACAAUUGGUACUCAAGGUAUCACUACAUAUAAUCCAAACAGUAUGGAGGCUACUAAUGUUUGGUCUUUCUGUGAUAUUAUCAACGUCAGUCCAAUCAACGAGAAACUUCAAUAUCAAGAUGCAACUCUUAACAUUGGAGGCAAUGAAAUGUUUAAUUUAAUCAUAAUAACCAAGAAACGAAAAACAGAUACAAUGAAAUUUUCCUCUGAAUACAGAAGUGACAUUAUCUGUUCUGCUUUAGCUCAUAGAGCUAAAUUUUCUGAAAUGACACCAAGAAUCGCCAUCCAUCGAUACGAUUGUUUCAAAUAUUCCUGGUCAGAAAAACUAAUACCAGUUACAAUUGAAAUUGAUUUGCAUGGAAUCAAUCAGAUAAACCCUACUACUGGUCGUUUACUUACUUCCUAUUUUUACCGUGAUAUUGAUGAUUUAAUUUUAUUGAAUCAAAAUAUUGACAAUAAUCCCGCUUUUGCCAUUUCAACCGGUGGCUUUUCCAGAUUGCAUCUGUUUACCUGUACACCGGGCUCUCGAGAUGAUCUUCUUAAAAAGAUCUGUGAAGUAUCUUGGCUUCAUACUGGUUCUCUUAUUCGUAUAAAAAAAGAUCCAAUUUCCCUAGAUCAUUUCUUGUUAAACCGUUUUGGCAAACAUUCCACAGACGAUGCUAUCACCUCACUUUAUGAAUUUACAGUUCAUAAGGUAACCGCCCGAAAUGCUCGUGAUCCUGUUCGUAGAAUAUUGGCCCUGACUGAUUCUUGUUUAAUUGAAAGAGAUCCUAACUCUUACAGUAUUGUUACAUUAAAGCCGCUUCAUGAAAUAUUUGCUCUUGUGCGAAAUCCAACUAACCCUCAACUAUUUUUGGUUGAAUUUAUUCGUGGACAAGUUGCGGGUUACACCUCAACUGACCGAGAUGCAUUAUUAGCUUCUCUAUUAGACGGAGUCAGAGCAUCUGGUAAUAUUGAUAUCCAUGUAAAGAUGACACCCACUUGCCGAGGACAUCGUAUUGGUCCUUAUUCAGUGCCUGUUGAUGAAGAAACGGAGAGUAGACAUUUGAAAUUUCUUCAUACUCUACCAAAUGGCUGGACUUUUAAUGAUGCUGUUAUCAGAUUCAACAGCAAUUGUUCUUAUAGUGGCUUAUUGCAUAGUGUCACUCAAGACGGACUUUUCUCUGAAAAUAAAGAGAAAUUGAUUCAACUAGCUUUGGGAGCUUUUGUUGAGAAAGAAGCUGAACAAAGAGAAGUUAACCAUGAAAAUUUAGAGCAACAUUUUCAAGCUCUCCGUCGAUUAGUUGCCUCAAAGGCUGGAUUUGCAGCUUUCACUUUAAGUCCUAGAUUUCGAGAGUAUCUUGGUGUUAAAGUUGUUAAUGCUUUAGACAGGAAGAAUGAUGCAGUGACUCAUGCAGCUAUUGACAUACUUUGUGCUCUUAUGCAGCCUAUGCACGAUGAUUACGAUCUAAGGCAAGAGCAACUCAACAAGAGUUCUCUUCUUUCAUCGAAAAAAUUUCUUGAAGAUAUUCUGAAUGUGUUAAAAUAUCAUGUUAACUGUGGAACUGGAGCUUUGGUUGUUGCAUCAAUGUUGGACUUUUUAACUUUUGCCUUGUGUGCACCUUAUAGUGAAACAACCGAUGGAGGUCAUUUUGAUACUCUUUUAACCAUGGUUGCAUCCUAUGGUCGACCAUUAUUUAAAUUAUUUCAACACCCAUCAUUAGCUAUUGUCAAAGGGGCCGGUUUAGUAAUGAAAGCCAUCAUAGAGGAAGGUGAUGCAAAGAUAGCACAUCAAAUGCAAGAAUUGGCCUUAGCUGAAGGUUCGCUUCCGAGACAUUUACAUAUCGCCCUUUUCCCACCUUCCAAUGAUUCUCGAUAUCUUGCGUUUCAACAACUUUCUCGUCAUUUGGUUGCCUUGUGGAUUGUUGAUAAUGAAACUGCAAUGGCUUUGUUGCGUCGAAUUUUUCCCCUUGGUUUAUUAAAUUAUCUUGAAAGUACAAGUAAACCACCAAAAAGCGCCUUGUCAAAACUCAAUGAAAGAAAUAACUUGAAAAUGGCUCAAGACAGUGCACUGAAAUCUCGUACCGCGUUGGACCAAAUUCGUGAUAUCCAUCCAUCUGUCAGAGUUAUUGAAAGGCAAGUUGAAACAGCUUUGAAACAUUGGAGAGAACGGAUUGGAAUUCCAAAAAGAACAGAUAAUCGACCUCAAAUAAAACCAAUUUUAUUGAGAAAAAGAAGAGAGCGAAUCAAAAGUACUGCCAAUUGGCCUAUGUUUUAUUAUCAAUUUGAAAAUGAUCACGCCAAGCCUGAUCUUAUUUGGAAUUAUAAAACACGAGAAGAACUACGUGAAUCAUUGGAAAAUGAAAAUCGAGCUUUUAAUCAAAAUAAAGAACUUAUUUCAAACACAAUUGCUAUCUCAUGGAAUCAUCGUGAAUAUGAAGUUCCAUAUCAUUCAUUGGGUGAUGAAAUACGAAUUAAUGAUUAUUAUUUACGUUUACUCUUGGAGGAAGGAGAGAGAGGUCAAUCACUUAUGUUAAGUGAUAAAUUGCUUAUUAAAAAACCCUACGAAUUUUUCAACGAUUUGUAUCAUCGCUUUCUUCUACCAACUAAAGCCUCAAUGAAAAUUUGCUGCUUACAAGCAAUGUCAAUUGUUUAUGAUGCGUAUCAUGCCGAUAUUGGUACAUUUAAUGAUGUUAAAUGGAUUAUUGCUAUGUUAAAAAAUUCAGUUGAUCGUGUUGAACGUGACCGUCUCCUAAUAUUCAUAUCAAAGUUGGUCCUUAAUCAAGAAAAUGUCAAACAUUUAAUUGAUGCUGGUGGUAUUAAAGUUCUCGUUGAUCUACUUACAUUGGCUCAUCUUCAUGUGAGCAGAGCAAUAGUCAAUGCUCAAACAAAUUUGAUUGAAGGAACUGCUGAUCAGAUGUCUUCGCAUGAAUCCUGGCAGGAGUGGUAUUAUAUGGAGGAUAAAGAUAAAAAAGGACCCUUCAGUUUCAAAGAGAUGAAAGAGAUGGCUGCUUCUAAUUUAAUUAAUGAAUCAACAAAGUGUUAUGCUUCUGGUGUAGACGGCUGGAACCGAUUAGGUGAUAUACCACAAUUAAAAUGGUAUCUUCUCUAUAAAACUCCCGGUAUCAUGAAUGAAACUGAGUUAGCAACUCUCAUUUUAGAAAUAUUCAUUCAUAUAUGUGAAUAUUAUCCAAGUCGAGAUUCUGAUGGUGCAAUCAUCCGACCCUUGCCUCGAAUUAAACGUUUCCUGUCUGAAGACAAUUGUUUACGUCACAUUGUUCAGCUUCUUUUAACCUUUGACUCUGUCCUGGUUGCAAGAGUGGCUACCCUUUUGACCCAUGUUAUGCAGGACAAUCCAUCAAUGUCCCGUCUAUACCAAACUGGUCUCUUUUAUUUCAUUUUAAUGUACACUGGAUCUAAUCUUUUACCAAUUGGCCGAUUGCUCCAUAUAAGUCACUCUAAUCAAGCAUUCAGAUCUGAUGAUCCAGGCCGUAAAAGCAAUAUUGUCCAACGAAGUAUUCUUGGCUCAUUACUACCGGAAGCAAUGAUCUGUUAUCUUGAAAACUAUGGGCCUGAAAGGUUUGCCCAAAUUUUCUUGGGUGAAUUUGAUACACCUGAAGCUAUCUGGAACGGUGAAAUGAGGCGACUUAUGAUUGAAAAAAUUGCUACUCAUAUUGCCGACUUUACUCCACGUCUGCGAUCAAAUACCCGUGCUUUGUACCAAUACUGUCCCAUUCCUCCAAUUCAAUAUCCUCAACUGGAAAAUGAAUUAUUCUGCAAUAUUUAUUACCUUAAAAAUCUCUGUGAUGCUCAUAGAUUUCCCAACUGGCCAAUCAAAAAUCCUGUUGAUCUACUGAAAGACAUUCUUGAAGCGUGGAAAGAAGAAGUUGAAAAGAAGCCCAAUUCUAUGUCGGCUGACGAUGCUUAUGAUGUCCUUGAAUUGACUCAUGAACAGCGUGAAGCUGGUCUGGACGAAAAUGUUAUCCGUAGAGCGUACUUUAGAUUGGCUCAAAAAUACCAUCCAGACAAGAAUCCAGAGGGUCGCGACAAGUUUGAAGAGAUUAACAAAGCAUAUGAAUUUUUGGUUAGUAAAAACUUGCGUAACCGAUGUGUCGAAGGUCCUGAUCCAGUUAAUAUAACCCUUAUCUUACGAGCUCAAAGUAUUUUGUUUAAUCAAUGUUCCGAUGAACUUCACCCAUAUAAGUAUUCUGGUUAUCCAAUGCUCGUCAAAACUUUGCGAAUGGAAACAGAAGAUGAACAAUUAUUUUCUAAACCUCAUCCCUUAUUACCUCAUGCCUGUGAAACUGCAUUCCAUACAGUUAAAUGUUCAGCGCUCAAUGCUGAAGAACUUCGUCGUGAAGGUGGAUUAGAAAUACUCAAAGAAGCCUUUUCCCGGUGUGUUUCAGUUUUAUCACAAUCAUCGGUACCAAAUGAUGUUGCUGUGCAAGUUAGCAUUCAUAUUGUUCGAUGUUUCACUGUAGCAGCUUCUUUCCCUGCCUGUCGCACUCGAAUUGUCGAGCUUUCCUCAAUUUCAAAAGAUAUUGGCCGAAUUUUGUAUUACAAUCGCCUCACCAGACUAUGUUUGUGUGCUGUUGAGUGUAUUUCAGCAUUUGCUGCUGACGAAGUGCUUCAACAGCAACUCUUUGACUCUGGUGUACUUUUCAGUCUUCUCUUGUUUCUCUUUAAAUAUGAUUACACCUUGGAAGAGGGUGGUGUUGAAGCAGAUGAAGAAACUAAUCAACAACAAGUGGCCAAUCAAUUGGCUAAAAUGUCCAUCAUUGCCUGUGCCAGAUUAGCUGGUGAUUUAACAGACGAAGAGAUUGCUGCCGGAUCUAGAUCUAAUCCAACAAUUGGUAAUUGUCUUCAAGCUUUAUUAACACCUUAUCUUUCCCGUCAAUUGGGAAUCUCAAAUGUUGCCCAACUGUUGAAAACAUUAAACAGUAACAUUGAAAAUCCAUACUUGAUUUGGGACAAUGCAACCAGAGCUGAAUUAAUUGAUUACCUGGAAACACAACAGCGUGAAAUUAUACGAAGUGGUCGGUGUCCAGAUGAAACUUGGGGUGCCAGUUUUACCUUUUCUAGUCACAAGGAUGAGCUGAUUGUUGGUGAAAUAUUUGUUAGAGUUUUCAAUGAGAUGCCUUCCUUCCCAUUAACCAAUGCCAAAGAAUUUACUGUUAGUUUACUGGACCAUGUUGGAUCUCAGGCGCAAUAUUUACAUUCUGCCUUAGCUACUCAAACCCAAUUAAAUCCUGAGCGUAUAAAAAAUGUUGAAAUGUGUCUACAGGCUUUGUUUAAUGUAAUCAAAAAUAAUGCCGGAGUCGAGACCAAGUGUAUUGGACACUUUAAGCUGCUUUUUAGUCUUCUUCGAGCUGACCAAUGGCCACAAAUUCAGUUAAUUGUUGUCAAUGUGAUUGCCUGUGUCAGUGGUAAUCAAGAAUGUGUCAAUGACAUUGCUUCUUCUGAAGUUUUAGUUUACCUUUUAUUGGUUUUACAUGCAGCUCCUUCAGCUGAUGCUGUCACUCGACAAACAACCGUUUUAGAAACUAUGUUACCUUUAAUGACCAACAGUAAAUUGGUCAGAGAGUCAAUGGUUAAAGGAGGUGUUCUCUAUCUGUUGGAUAUUUUCUGUAAUUCAAGUGAUCAUAAGAUUCGUGAGAAAAGUGCUGAGCUUUUAGCUAAAAUGACCAUCGAUAAGUUGAAUGGACCAAAAAUACGUUUAAUUUUGUGCAAAUUUUUACCAGUUUCAUUUAUUGAAUCAAUGAAAGAGUCACCUCAAGAAGCGGUCAACCUGUUUGACCGAAAUCAGGAAAACCCUGAACUCAUAUGGGCUGAUGAAGCUCGGACCAAGGUAUCAUCAACCAUUCGUACAAUGUCUCAAAGUUUAUAUUCCAGUCAAUUAGAGAAUCCAGCCACUAAUUGGAAGCUUGAUGAUGAUUUUGAAAUUAAAAUACCCAUAGCUGCCGAUGAAAUGGUUGUUGCUGGCGUUUUCUUGCGGCUCUUUGUUCUUAAUCCCUCCUGGACUCCUCAACGUCUCAAACAAUUUUUAACCGAACUUAUGGACACUGUACAAUCUCUUAUGUCAAAGUCACAGAUUGAUGAAACGAAACUUGAACUUUCAACAAAAGCUCUUGUAAGCCUUUUGCAGGCUAGACCUCCACUUCUGGACAUGAUUCCACCAAUGGGUUAUAUUAAAGGAUUGAUUGAUCAACUUUCCAACAGCAAACACUCGUUGGUUCCACAUUCAGCUUUAUCUGUUCUUCACCAGUUAUCUUAUAAUAAACCUUGUGUUGAGUCAAUGAUUCAAUAUGAUUAUAUACUCUCCCAAAUGAUUAAAGCUAUAUCCAGUGAUACAACCUUAGCAGCCUUAGGAUGCCAAACAUUGAAUAACAUGUUCGUUGCCGAUGCUAAUGAUAAAUUGGUUCCUAUUGCUCUUCAAGUUAAACUGAUUGACUUCUUAUUGAAACUGCUCGACUCAGGCCAAUCCACAUACGAUUCAAGCACGAAAGCAAUCAUAGUUCAACUAUUAAAAUCAAUGCUUCAAAGUCAGGCUUAUGGAGAGCAAGUCGGUAACAUUUUGGACAAAAAUCCUGUUUGGUCCGAGUUCCGUGAUCAAAAGCAUGACCUGUUCAUAACCAAUUCUCACAUUUCUGGUUAUUUAACUGGUAAUACCAAUGUCGCAGGAUAUUUAACACAAGGUGGUUCACUUCACAUGGCAUCAUCAAAUUUCAAUUAAAACCUUCUCCAAAGGCAAACAAUUCUGAGACUAUAAGAUAAUAAACUAAGCAAUUUAAUUCUUCAUCUUUUUCGAAAUAUUAUUAAAAUCAAUUGAAUUCGAUCAACAAUGUUGGAAAGCCGAUUAAAAUGUUAAAAUAAAAAGUUAAAUUUUGGAGACAAACAAAA
This is a messenger RNA of Tetranychus urticae (two-spotted spider mite), 7120 nucleotides long. RefSeq names its product receptor mediated endocytosis 8 (gene Rme-8). Gene Ontology annotation, biological process: receptor-mediated endocytosis; regulation of early endosome to late endosome transport; endosome organization. Gene Ontology annotation, cellular component: endosome membrane. The record is from RefSeq and is a predicted model, not a curated record. Lineage: Eukaryota; Metazoa; Arthropoda; Arachnida; Trombidiformes; Tetranychidae.